AUGGCACCCGGGCCGCCUCCCUUCGGCUACACUUAUCAUCUCAGAUUGCCUCCGAACGUUCGCCCCAAGACCAACCACACUGUCACCAGCGACUCCUUUGAGGACUCCACUCAUUACACCAGACCGCCUUUGAAUCUCGAAUCUUGGGUCAAUCACAAUGUCAACACCACCCCAUCCGAUCCUCUGAACAACACCCAGAACUCUUUCCUCCACUUUUGGGUGUUCCCUGCAAGGGCCUGGCUUGGUCGUGACGAUUGGUUGGACUUUCAAUACACCAGCAUGUUCAUUGUCACAGAUGUGACAUACAUCUUGGCAUUCGUGUCGCUCCUGAUCCAGGACAAGAAAAGUAUGCCCAUCGACCUUGAGUUCGGAGCUUACAGCAUUCGACUCCAGGCCGUGUUGAGCGAACGAGCACGUGCUUUCCAAACACCUGUUUCGGAGACGCGUGGUCGUCUGAAUAUCUUUCCGACAUACCAAAACCAGAAUGGACGUACAAGGAAGGUUCUUACACACGGAGACAGCGCGGACCUGUCGAUGAUUUCGAGUCUUCAGUGGUGUAGAUGGUUUCCAUGA
Molecule: messenger RNA, 573 nt
Organism: Aureobasidium pullulans EXF-150
Lineage: Eukaryota; Fungi; Ascomycota; Dothideomycetes; Dothideales; Saccotheciaceae
Exons: 2
Coding region: 1-573 (190 amino acids)
Source: RefSeq, a predicted model, not a curated record